Molecule: messenger RNA, 1756 nt
Organism: Linepithema humile (Argentine ant)
Lineage: Eukaryota; Metazoa; Arthropoda; Insecta; Hymenoptera; Formicidae
Product: frequenin-2
Molecular function (GO): calcium ion binding; calcium sensitive guanylate cyclase activator activity
Source: RefSeq, a predicted model, not a curated record
CGCCAGGCGCCGCGACGCUAUGACGUCACUGGUUCGCGUUUCGCCGACGAACGUAUCUCGCCAGCGGUGAGAACUCAUGAAUGAAAUCCUAUUUACCGUCGAGUCACCGGACAAAGUCGUCGUGAAGGGACGCGCCUCCAAGCACAGAAAAAGCAAUAUCAUCGAAAAGAAAAUCCACGUGGACGGCAUAUCAACGAAUCGAUCCUGUUAGUAAGACGAUACGACGAGUGAUAACGAAGCCGCGCCGUAAUUAAAUCGAUUAAACACGCUUUUCCGCCUGCGCCACGAGCAAAUUAAAUCAAAUUCUAUUGUUCGCGAUUCGAUUUCGUCGGCACGUCCAUUAUUGCGUCGCAAAUUUAUCGAGGGGCGCCCGACGCAUUGCUGAGAUCAAAAAAAGUUUCCGCCUUCCUGCAAAACACACCUCCAAAUUGAAUCCAUCGGCAAACUUCUCCGAGACACAAGAGGACUGGCUUGGCUCAACAGGGAGGGAAGUUGCAGGCAGAAAACUUAUCGAGUCCGAUUCGAUAAAAUUCCUCUGCGACCUCGAAACAAGAAAAGUCGAAGAACCCGCGAGAAGCCGUUUUAGAAGAGACAACUGUCGGACUGCUUCGUGCUUCGGGAAACUUCACAAAUUUCUCCUUCCUUCGUGAGUCAGCACGAAGACAUCCAUUUUGGUCAUCGAAGAAUCUCUGUGAAUCUCACUUGAUCUUCGGCCAAUCCACUGCAAUUCGGCGGAAUCGAGAGAUGCGAGUUGGACGGUGAGAGUUCCAACACGAAGAGAUCGAGCGUGAGAAAAACUCUUUGGUUCAGCGGGAAGAGAUUGGUGUAGCUCGCGUCAAGCGUUCGCACGACUCCAGGCUACGAAGAUGGGCAAGAAGAACAGCAAGCUCAAACAAGAUACCAUCGAUCGACUUACCACCGACACAUACUUCACCGAGAAGGAGAUUCGUCAAUGGCACAAAGGAUUCCUAAAGGAUUGCCCCGAUGGAUUGCUGACAGAACAGGGCUUUAUAAAGAUCUACAAGCAGUUCUUCCCCCAGGGUGACCCGUCAAAGUUCGCCUCUCUCGUCUUCAGAGUCUUUGACGAAAACGCCGAUGGCACGAUAGAGUUCGAGGAGUUCAUAAGAGCGCUUUCGGUGACGUCACGCGGCAACCUGGACGAAAAGCUUCACUGGGCUUUUCGUUUGUACGACGUGGACAACGAUGGCUUCAUCACGAGAGACGAGAUGUACAAUAUAGUCGACGCGAUAUAUCAGAUGGUGGGACAGCAGCCGCAAGCCGAGGAUGAGAAUACCCCGCAAAAGAGGGUCGACAAGAUCUUCGAUCAAAUGGACAAGAACCACGACGAUAAGCUUACGCUCGAGGAAUUCCGAGAGGGCAGCAAGGCCGAUCCAAGGAUCGUCCAAGCGCUCUCGCUCGGCGGCGAGUAACCCCAAUUCUCAUCAACGGCGGCACGCGAGCCAUCGAAAUCGGGAGCCUCGACAUCGUCAUCAUCAACGUAAUUGUCGACGCGAGCUUGGCGAGCCGCUCGUCCCGAUAAUCGGCCGAUGAGAAACGACUUUAUGAAAAGGCAAGUCCACAUCCGCGCGGUUUGGCAUGCACGCGAAAAAAUAGAUAGGCAAUAAGCCGAAAGGCGUCUGAGAUGCAGAGAUUUGCGAAUAUUUUUGGAGAGAUCUCUCGUCGAUGAGUUAGUCUGUAUCACUUCUUUUUUACUCUCUCUCUCUCUGUUUCUCUCUCUCUCUCUCUCUCUCUCUCU